Messenger RNA from Colletotrichum graminicola M1.001, 1296 nucleotides. RefSeq names its product NCS1 nucleoside transporter. The transcript has 6 exons. Gene Ontology annotation, cellular component: plasma membrane. Gene Ontology annotation, biological process: nucleobase transport; transmembrane transport. Bases 1 to 1296 code for a protein of 431 amino acids. NCBI's taxonomy places the organism in Eukaryota, Fungi, Ascomycota, Sordariomycetes, Glomerellales, Glomerellaceae. Gene Ontology annotation, molecular function: nucleobase transmembrane transporter activity. The record is from RefSeq and is a predicted model, not a curated record.
AUGGCGCAGAAAACCGUUCGCAGGAUCAGAGAGGCGGCGACGCUCGACUUUGACGAGUCCCGCCACGAGGAGGCCAGCGCCUGGUCGAAAUCGACCUCAUCCCGCUGCCGCCGUCCCGACGCACCUGGGGCUGGUUCAACUUUUUCGGUUCCUGGUCGCUUUGGCUUACUCUACCAUACUAGGUCUUCCCUGAAUGUGGCAACAUGGCAAACGCCCGACACCUUCUUGACCCAGGGGCUCUCGGUCGGUCAGGCCAUGGCCGUGAUCGUCGUCUCUCGGGCGCUGUGCUGCCUCUUCGCCAUCUUCGUCGCUUGGUGCGGUCUGACGUGGCACAUCGGCUUCACCGUGCAGAACAGAUACACCUGGGGGUUCCGCGCGAGCUACAUCCCGUCGCUGCAGCGCAUCCUGCUCAACUUUAUCUGGACAGCUCUCCAGUGUUGGAACGGAGGCAAGCUGGUGACGGUGUGCAUCACGGCCAUCUGGCCGUCCUUCGCCAAGAUACCCAACACUCUCGGCGCCGGCACCACAACGACCACCUACGAGAUGGUCGGCUUCAUCGUCUUUUGGGUCGUUUCUGUCCCGUUCCUCUUCAUACGGCCUGAAAAGUUCAAGAAGCCCUUCUUCGUGUCCUCCGUCGCGUGCGGUGUGGGCAUGGUCGCCCUGCUCAUCUGGUCACUGGCGGUCGCGGGAGGCGUUGAGCGUGUCGUCCAGCUCGCGGUGGAGCGCCUCAUCAUCGGCACUGUGUCGGUCUACUGGAUCACCGAGGUUCUCGUCUGUCUGGGGGGCCUGGUCACCACCGCGGCUUGCCAGAAGAUCUACGGGCACAUCUAUUGGAACCCGCCGGACUUGCUGAUGGUCAUGAUGGAUCACGGACAAGGUUCCCCGGCGUCUCGCGCCGCCGUCUUCUUCCUCGCCCUCGCCUUCGCCUUCACCUCCAUGUUCGAAAACGUCUGUUCCAACGCCGUCGCCGGCGGCAUCGAUCUCGCCGGACUCUUCCCCCGCUACAUCGACAUACGCCGCGGCGCGCUCAUCACCUUCUUCGCCGCGUGGAUCAUCCAGCCCUGGCAGCUGAUCAACCAGGCCGCCACCUUCGUCGCCGUGCUCAACUCGUUCGCUGUCUUCCUCGCGCCCAUCAUGGGCGUCAUGGUCUGCGACUACUUCGUCCUCCGCCGCCAGAGGAUCAAGCUGUCGCACCUCUUCCACCCGGAGGGCUCCGACUACUGGUACUGGCACGGCGUCAACUGGAGGGUGAUACCGUGCUGGAUCGCGGGCUGGCGCCCACCAUCGGCGGCCUGA